AUGUCUGAACCCGUCAAGAUCCACAUCUCCUCCGACCGCCUCCACACCCUCGUCCACAGCAUCCUAACCGCUAACAACGUGGCCCCCUCCCACGCAACGACCAUCACCAACGCCCUCAUCCUCGCCGACCUCCGCGGCGUCGAUACCCACGGCACCAACCGCAUCCCCAGCUACAUUGCCCGUAUCCGUCAGGGCGUCCUCGAUCCCGCCGCCCAACCCAUCCUCACCCAGACCACCCCCGUCGUCGCCCACGUCGACGGCCAGAAUGCCUUUGGCUUCGUGUCCGCCCACAUGGGCAUGUGCGCCGCCAUCCAGAGCGCCCACGUCUACGGCAUCGGCAUGGCUAGCGUCAAGCACUCCAAUCACUUUGGUAUGUCCGCCUGGCUCGUCCAGCAGGCUCUCGACGAGAACCUCAUGUCCCUCGUCUUCACAAACUCGAGUCCCGCGCUGCCAGCCUGGGGCGGGCGGGAGAAGCUCAUGGGCGUGAGCCCCAUUGCCUGCGGUGCCCCGGGGAAAGAUCCCGCCCAGCACUUCAUUCUUGACAUGGCGCCGAGCGUCGCGGCUAGGGGUAAGAUCUACAAGGCCAAGCGACGCGGGGAGAAGAUCCCGCCGGACUGGGCGCUGGACAAGGACGGGCGGAAGACGGACGACCCGGACGCUGCGCUCGGGGGUGUCAUGCUGCCGAUGGGGGGUCCAAAGGGGUCCGCGUUGAGUCUCAUGAUGGACGUGUUCUCGGGGGUUCUGUCUGGGUCGGCGUUUGCUGGCCACGUGACGAAUCCAUAUGACCCGAGUAGGCCGGCUGAUGUCGGUCACUUUCUCGUGGCCAUCAAGCCGGAUCUGUUUAUGGACUUGGAUGAGUUCAGGGAGCGGAUGCAAUAUUUGUAUGAGAGGGUGACUGGCUGUGAGAAGAUGGAGGGCGUCGAGAGGAUUUACUUCCCUGGUGAGCUCGAGAUCAUUGCUGCGCAGGAGCGGAGAGAGUCAGGGAUACCUCUUGUGCAGGCUGAGAUAGAUGCGUUGAAUGAGGAGGCCAGAAGAGUAGGCGUCGACGAAUUGAAAGUAUGA
Messenger RNA from Emericellopsis cladophorae, 1062 nucleotides. RefSeq lists its product as uncharacterized. The coding region runs from base 1 to 1062 and encodes 353 amino acids. The transcript has a single exon. Gene Ontology annotation, molecular function: oxidoreductase activity. The record is from RefSeq and is a predicted model, not a curated record. Lineage: Eukaryota; Fungi; Ascomycota; Sordariomycetes; Hypocreales; Bionectriaceae.